AUGUCCGGAUACUCCAUUGACAGGUAUGUGGAAAGCGAUACCCGCUUUUCCCGCGGAAUGUGGGAAUCCAAAGAGGGGGUUUUGAUCAGAUGGGCCGCUGAGGCCUUCAAAACCGUGGUGGAAAAAGACUCCAUCUACACCUUGGCUGGUACCAGACCAUUGGACAACCGUGGUGCCACCUUGAACACCGCGUCCAUCUCGACAAAAAUCACUUCACCGGCCGAAGGAGUCGUGGGAUUUGAAGCGUACCACCAUUUAUCCAAGUACUUGAACAGCAAAGAACCUCGCUUCGAAUUGGCUGCAAGCAAAAAUACCACCGUGAGCGCGACCGACGUCGACGAGCACACCGCGACGUUGGCGGCAGCUGGCGACCUCACCGCUACCCUCGCGAAGCGCGAAUUCGGAGUGGAGUUUAAGUCCAACGACAGAUUCUUGACUAAACUCGGAUUCCGGUCCGUGGGCUGGGUCGCUGACUCGCGGUACCCCAAGGCCGCGGCCACCACCAACACCGCCUCCACCUACAUCACCACCCAGCUUCAUCUCUCGGUGGGCGAAAAAUUGUACGGCUUGGGUGAACGGUUCGGACCCUUCUUGAAGAACGGCCAAAGAGUCGAAAUGUGGAACGAAGACGGUGGUACCUCUUCCGAAUGGACCUACAAAAACAUUCCGUUCUACCUCUCGUCCAAGGGUUACGGGGUGUUUGUCGACUCCCCCCUGAGUGUGGUAUUCGAGUUACAGAGUGAAAGAACCACUCGGGUUAAUAUCACGGUGCCGGGCGAAGGAGCUCGCAUCUAUAUUAUCAACGGUCCAGACCCCAAGACGGUUUUAAAGCGGUACGCCGGGUUGACAGGCUUCCCAGCAUUACCCCCCGCGUGGACGUUUGGGUUGUGGUUGACUACCUCGUUCACCACCUCCUACGACAUUAACACUGUCUCUGGGUUCUUACAGGGCAUGAAAGACCGGAAUAUUCCCUUGAGAACCUUCCACUUUGACUCGUUUUGGAUGAAGGGCUUCCAGUGGUGUGACUUUGAGUUUGAUGCCGACUACUUCCCCGACGCCAAGGCCAUGUUGGCCAAGUUGAAGAAAGAUUUUGGUAUCAAGGUGUGUGUGUGGAUCAACUCGUACAUCGCGCAGGAAUCGGCUUUAUUCAAGGAUGCUGAUGCCAAGGGCUACUUGAUCAAAAACACCGAUGGGUCCAGCUACCAAACCGAUUUGUGGCAGGCGGGUAUGGGAAUUGUAGACUUUACCAAUCCUGAUGCCUGGAAAUGGUACCAGGAUAAGUUGGCGGCGUUGGUCGAUAUUGGAGUCGAUUCGUUCAAGACCGAUUUUGGUGAGAGAAUCCCCGUCAAGGACAUCAAGUACUACGACGGCAGCGACCCGGUGGCCAUGCACAACUACUACACGUUUCAGUACAAUAAGUGCGUGUUUGAGAUGUUGGAAAAGAAGUUGGGCAAGAAUGAAGCGUGCCUCUUUGCUCGUUCUGCCACCGCCGGUUCCCAACAAUUCCCAGUACACUGGGGAGGUGACUGUGAGUCGUCAUUUGAAGCCAUGGCCGAGUCCUUGAGAGGAGGUUUGUCGUUGACUUUGUCGGGCUUUGGCUUCUGGUCUCACGACAUUGGUGGUUUUGAAGGUUCUCCCGACCCAGCCGUCUACAAGAGAUGGUGCGCCUUUGGCUUAAUGUCCUCCCAUUCUCGGUUACAUGGCUCCAACUCGUACCGAGUGCCAUGGAACUUUGACGACGAGGCUUCGGUGGUGUUGAAGAAGUUCACCGACUUGAAAAUCUCGUUGAUGCCGUACAUUUUUGCUAAGGCCAUCGAGGCUCACAAGGAAGCCACUCCCGUCAUGAGAGCCAUGUUAUUGGAAUUCCCCCAGGAUGACGUUUCCCUUACUUGCGACACCCAGUUCAUGUUGGGAGACGCUUUGUUGGUGGCUCCGGUGUUCAAUGCCGAAGGAGAUGUUAGUUACUACGUGCCUAAGGGUAAAUGGUACGGUUACUUGGACGGGGAAAUCAGAGAUUCUGUGGACGGAAAGUACUUCAAAGAGACUCAUGACUUCAAGUCCAUGCCCGUGUUGGUGAGGCCUGACUCAGCUUUUGUCACUGCUGGCCCUGAAACCAAGAUUGAAGUUCCUGACUUCGCUUAUCACGAGGACUUUAUGGUGAACGUCUACCAGUUGGAAACCAACCAGACGAUUCCAAUCCCCGACGUCAAGAAGGCAGGAGAAAUUAUUGCUACCGUUUCAAUCAAGAAGACUGCUUCUGGGUUUGAUAUCUCGACUUCGGGUAAGGCUUCUAAGACUUACUACGUGAAGGUGUUGGGAGCUGAUGUGAAGAAUGCUGGUACUAAGGAUACUUUGGGCAACACAAUUGUCAAGGUUUCUGGUAAGGCUUCGAUUGAGUAUGUGUAG
This is a messenger RNA of Yamadazyma tenuis ATCC 10573, 2406 nucleotides long. RefSeq names its product 31 glycoside hydrolase (gene YIC1). NCBI's taxonomy places the organism in Eukaryota, Fungi, Ascomycota, Pichiomycetes, Serinales, Debaryomycetaceae. The record is from RefSeq and is a predicted model, not a curated record. Gene Ontology annotation, biological process: carbohydrate metabolic process. Gene Ontology annotation, molecular function: carbohydrate binding; hydrolase activity, hydrolyzing O-glycosyl compounds.